Prosopis cineraria is the source of this 1715-nucleotide messenger RNA. RefSeq lists its product as uncharacterized. Gene Ontology annotation, cellular component: cytoplasm. Lineage: Eukaryota; Viridiplantae; Streptophyta; Magnoliopsida; Fabales; Fabaceae. The record is from RefSeq and is a predicted model, not a curated record. Bases 62 to 1363 code for a protein of 433 amino acids. The transcript is spliced from 11 exons.
UCUAAGCGAGUCACCACCUUCGAAGGACUGCGUCUGAGCUCUUCCUUCAUUUCCCACAAAAAUGGUGACCAAGUAUUUGACCUUAAGAACUCCUGCUAAAAUCCUCUUCCAACUUCUUCAACCUUCUGUUAAACAUUCUCGCUCAGUUUCUCAAUUCCCCAGAAGCAUCCAUUCAUUCGUUUCCCGAGAAUUUGAUGCGCGAAAAUUUCAGAACUCUCAUCCCGGAGAUUGCAGGGGCAUGGUCUGCGCUCCAAAUUACAAUCUCGAUGAAAUUGGCGCUGCUGCGCUCGCCCGUGAUAAUCGUGUUCCGGCUACUGUGAUAACAGGUUUUCUUGGUUCUGGAAAGACGACUCUCCUAAAUCAUAUUCUGACGGCCCAGCAUGGCAAGCGGAUAGCCGUCAUUGAAAACGAGUUUGGUGAGGUGGAUAUUGAUGGAUCAUUGGUUGCUAGUCAUUCUUCUGUGAGUGAAGACAUUGUCAUGGUUAAUAAUGGCUGCCUAUGCUGUACUGUGCGUGGGGAUCUAGUUAAAAUGCUGUUGGAACUGGCAAGAAAAAAACGAGAUCAAUUUGAUCAUAUUGUUAUAGAAACCACAGGUCUUGCUAAGCCAGCUCCUGUUAUUGAAACAUUUUGCGGUGAUGAACUGGUUUCUCAGCAUGUGAAACUGGAUGGAGUUGUGACUUUGGUUGACUCCAAACAUGCCAUGCAGCAUUUAAAUGAAGUGAAACCAAGGUUUGUGGUUAAUGAGGCAGUGGAACAAGUUGCAUAUGCAGACCGUAUUAUUUUGAACAAGAUAGAUUUAGUGACUGAGUCUGAAUUGGAGGUUUUGACCAAGAAAAUUAAGCAUAUCAACGGGAUGGCACAAAUUAAGCAAGCUAAAUUUGGAUCUGUUGAUGUGGACUUUGUUUUGGGUGUGGGAGGAUAUGAUCUUGAGAGAAUUGAAUCUGAGGUUCAUGGAGAUUGUUCAUCCUCUUCAAGUGAUCAUCAUGAGUCUGGGCACGAACACAAAGGACAUCAUCAUCAUGACCAUGAGCAUGAUUCUGCAGUCUCCAGUGUCAGUAUUGUUUCCGAAGGAACCCUUGAUCUUGAUGAGAAAUUUUAUAAAAUGACCUUCAAACCUAAGCUUGAUGAUUGGCUCGAGAGAUUGGUAGAAGAAAAAGGAGAGGAUCUAUACAGAAUGAAAGGGGUCUUGUCAGUGGAUGGCUCUGAUCAAAGAUAUGUAUUGCAGGGAGUGCAUUCCAUGAUGGAUGGGUGCCCAGGAAAAACGUGGGGACCUGAGGAGAAGAGGAUAAACAAGCUUGUGUUCAUAGGAAGGAAUCUGGAUGAAACUGCCCUGAGAAAAGGAUUCAAAGGUUGCCUUGUGUGAUAUUUAAGUAUUGUCUCACCGGUCAACUUUCAUAGAAACAUCAUAUGCCCUUUGGACGCGGUUUUAAACAUUGCCACCAUCUGUUUAGCACUACCGGACGGACAGUAUUUUUCUUCUUGCGCAUGAGACAGACAAUGUUGUUCGCUCUUCGAUUCUAUCGCUGGACAGGUGUUUCGGGGUAUCAUGUGCAUUCAAUCACGGUGCACCUACUCUCAAAGGUCCAUGCUAUUGUCAUUUCUUGCUGUACAUUGUCAUCUUGCUAGACAUUUUUACUAUUUCUUCUAAGUUGAAUUUGGUAUUAUUGACCCAAAAAGAAAAGAAGAAAAUUAUACUUGGAAUUUUUUUCAAAUUU